CAUUUCUCAACUGGCAUUCGUGAAUGGCACUCUUUUAUCAAAACCAAAAGUUAUUCUGUCAAAACACAACAUCUAAAAACGUCAUAAUACAAAAUAAUAACCGAACACUCAAAGUCACCGUCGACGCAGAGCUUGAUAUUUUUAGCAACACAUCGCAAAUUAGAGCUCACCUGUGGAGGUGCUGUGACUUUCGCACGAAAAUGUGCGCAAGGACGACAGCAAAAUGCAAGAAGGAACUUUCUGGAACGGUGGAGGAGGACGAGCGACGACGUCAACUUGUGGACUCUUUUCGCGUGCAACCUCGCGUUGUGCUACACAGAGCAGAUUUAAGUGUCGCGCGGCGUUCUCGGGAUUUGACGCCAGAGUCUCCUCACGUCAAAGAGGAAGAGUGGAUUGAGGGGGUUCAUCACAUUAAAGAGGAACCGGAGCACCUUUGCAUCAAAGAGGAGGAUGUAGACAAUAAAGAGGAAGAGCAAGAGGAAAUCAUCACGCUUCCGUCGACCGGUGUCCCUUUGAAAAGUGAGGAGGAUCCAAAUGAGCCUACAAGCAGCGGCGCAAGUCCACACAGGACAACAGGAGGCGGUGGAGACCGCUGUGAAGAAUCCCAAGCAGACGCCCUGGUAGCGCCGCUAUCAGAUAGUGACGACGUUCUGUCACAAUCUCCUCACACUGAUGAUGACGAUUAUGGGGAACAGUCUGAAGAUCACGCUAGCAAUAAAUGCUGCGAAUGUCCUGAGUGUGGGAAAAUAUUAACUUGUAAGGCGAAUUUGCAACAACACAUGAGAAAACACACUGGGGAGAAACCUUUUCACUGCUCAGUUUGCGGCCAAACGUUCUCCCUGAAGAGCACCUUAACCAAUCAUGCAAGAACACACACGGGUGAUAAACCGUUUGUGUGCUCCGUUUGCGGUCAAAGAUUUGCUCACAAAAUAAGUUUGACAACGCAUACGAGAAUCCACACUGGGGAAAAACCUUUUGCCUGCUUAGUUUGUGGGCAAAGAUUCACUCGGAAGGGGAGUUUAAAUGUCCACACGAGAACGCACACAGGUGAGAAACCUUUUCCUUGUUCGGUUUGCGGUCAGAAAUUUGCCAUAAGAAACUAUUUGACCGCGCACACAAGAACGCACACUGGGGAGAAACCGUAUGUCUGCUCGGUUUGUGAUCAAAGAUUCAGUCAUAAAUGUAAUUUGAGAACACACGCUCAAACCCACACCGGAGAGAGACCUUUUGCCUGCCUAUUUUGUAGUCAGCGAUUCUCUCGGCAGGUCACGUUAAAACACCACACGAGAACGCACACAGGUGAGAAACCUUUUUCAUGUUCGGUUUGCGGUCGGAAAUUUGCCAUCAGAAAAUAUUUGACCGCGCACACAAGAACGCACACUGGGGAGAAACCAUAUGUCUGCUCAGUUUGCGGCCAAAGAUUUUCUGAGAACGGAACCUUAAAAAAUCACACAAGAAUCCACACCGGGGAGAAACCUUUUAUCUGCUCGGUAUGUGGUCACAGAGUCGCUGAGAGAGGAACCUUAAAAAACCAUAUGAGAACACACACGGGGGAGAAACCACAUGUCUGCUUAGUAUGUGGUAAGAGAUUCUCUCGUAAAAGAACGUUAAUAAGUCACACAACAAAACACACAGGUGAGAAACUCUAUUCCUGCUCAGAGUCUCCAAAACAGUGAAACAUGGUGGUGGCGGCAUCAUGCUGCGGGGUUGUUUUCAACUGCAGAGACAGAUUGAUCGGUUGCAGUCGAAGGAAAGAUGAAUCCGGCCAUGUACAAGUUCAGGACCUCAGACUGGGCUGAAGUUUCUGCUUCCACCAAGACAACGAUGCUUAGUACACAAACUGUUUUUGAAUGACUAAGCUGGAGCCCUGACCUAAACCCAAGUGAGCAUCUCUGGAGAGACCUGAAAAUGGCUGUACACCAACGUUCACCAUACAAGGUGCACGACUGGGGAGGAUCCUCAAGUCCAAGUGUGAAAAAACAUUGCAGCAUUCCAAAGAAGACUCAAGGGUCUGAACAUUAAUGACUGUGUGAUAUUUCAGUUUUUCUUUCUUAAUUCAUAUGUAAAAAAAAGAAAAAAAAACAACAAUUCAUUUUUUUUCUGUCCAUGUGGAGUGCUGUGUGUCCAUUAAAGGACUACUGUCAUGAAAUGGAUGAUUUUUAAUGUUAUUAAUGAAAAAACGUCAGCCAA
Syngnathoides biaculeatus (alligator pipefish) is the source of this 2190-nucleotide messenger RNA. RefSeq names its product gastrula zinc finger protein XlCGF26.1-like. Gene Ontology annotation, molecular function: DNA-binding transcription factor activity; RNA polymerase II cis-regulatory region sequence-specific DNA binding. Gene Ontology annotation, cellular component: nucleus. The transcript is spliced from 3 exons. Gene Ontology annotation, biological process: regulation of transcription by RNA polymerase II. Bases 24 to 1676 code for a protein of 550 amino acids. The record is from RefSeq and is a predicted model, not a curated record. NCBI's taxonomy places the organism in Eukaryota, Metazoa, Chordata, Actinopteri, Syngnathiformes, Syngnathidae.